AUGGAAGAGAUUCUCACCGCCGCUCAUCUCUUCACUUCCCAGUGCUUAAUUUUCAGGUCACUUUUCAAAAGAUCCUUUUCCGAUGGCAACAUUCUUUGGCCGAGUUGGUCACCCGAGUCCGCCAAAAAUGUCAAGCAAGAGGAAUCUUUAAAUUCAAUUUUGCCCGGCCUUAGUCCUCGCCCGAGAUAUCAACUUGUGAAAGUGCCGGCAUAUUCAAGGUGUACACACUCAAUGCCUCCAAGGAAGCUGUUUGGAAAGGCACAGAGAGACUGCUGUCUCGAAACCGGCUGCAUUUUCUUCUCUGAAUGUGGAGAUGGAUUCAAUUGCUCGAACUUUGUUGACCCGGAAUCUCUUUCAUCAUCUGAAAAUUCUUGCGAGGACUAACCUUCUGAUCGGUACUCCUUCCUUUUCCGUAGCUCAUGGAUAUUCUAAAGCUCAAAUUUCACAUGCUUUAUAAGUCAUUCUCUUGGGCAUCUUCAGGUCGAUGAGCUCUUCACUUGCCGGUCUUUCAUCCAAGAAUGUUGUUAAUGGUGUAUUGGGGGAAGCAAUGUCACACCCAAAAUAUGGGUCAAACUAUAAGUUUUUGAAACUUAUAGACAA
Molecule: messenger RNA, 600 nt
Organism: Hibiscus syriacus
Lineage: Eukaryota; Viridiplantae; Streptophyta; Magnoliopsida; Malvales; Malvaceae
Product: phosphoinositide phosphatase SAC4-like
Exons: 3
Coding region: 1-384 (127 amino acids)
Source: RefSeq, a predicted model, not a curated record